UGCCGAUAUAAUUCUGUUAAUUCUGCGGUUCAUGCUAAUCUACCGUGGAACUGCUUAGGCGAGGUUGCGAGUUAUUUCGAACUAUUUUGCUUCCAGAUUAUUUCACUGAUGCUUAUGUUGAACAGCGUUGAUCUUUUAUUUUUUCUACCAAAUCUGGUGGUAUUCAUCGCUCGUCUGCUGAAAAUGCAUGAAGCGCGGCUGUACAACGCUUACGCAAAAUUGAUCACUUUUUCAUGCGCUCUGGAUAUUCUGGUGAUUGUGCUACGUCGACAGGCUGAUAUCACUCGCGAGCUGCUCCAACGAUUUCCAUUUCUUAGCUGCUUUCAUUUUCUAGUGAAAGUACGAACGAAGCCAACACCUGUAACAACAGUACGACGAAAUAACUAUUCGCUUCGCUGA
Gongylonema pulchrum is the source of this 399-nucleotide messenger RNA. The record is from the annotation of a GenBank genome assembly. NCBI's taxonomy places the organism in Eukaryota, Metazoa, Nematoda, Chromadorea, Rhabditida, Gongylonematidae.